Messenger RNA from Drosophila serrata, 1254 nucleotides. RefSeq names its product isoprenylcysteine carboxylmethyltransferase ste14 (gene Icmt). NCBI's taxonomy places the organism in Eukaryota, Metazoa, Arthropoda, Insecta, Diptera, Drosophilidae. Gene Ontology annotation, biological process: C-terminal protein methylation. Gene Ontology annotation, cellular component: endoplasmic reticulum; membrane. Gene Ontology annotation, molecular function: protein C-terminal S-isoprenylcysteine carboxyl O-methyltransferase activity. The record is from RefSeq and is a predicted model, not a curated record.
AAUGAACUUGAUUCAAUACCGCUUUCGUUGUCUAAUUAAGCUAUUGCUCACUGUACAACAUAUCGUUAUCGACAGCUUGCCGGUUUAUUUACAUAUCGGUGCAUCGAACAAAUGUUUUAAAAAAGUUAAAUUUCCGUGUUUUGGCGCACACCUGCUGCACAAAUAGUGUCCCGACCAAAUCCUGAUGUGUGCAAACAGCCCUCGCGACCCCGCCGCGGGACCAGGUGGCUCCCUCCGCUGCACCCCGCUUUGCUAUGACGGCCGAAUCAGUUUAUAUUGCUUUGUCAUAACAGCAGCUCUAAUCCUGAUCCCCUCGGUGCCGCAAAUCCACUACGGAAUCGUCCCCCAAGUGUGGGGUGCGGUGCUAUGGGGUCCGGUGCUGUACUACGCUCUGAUCAACAUGGUCAUACGCUUUGUGCUGAGGAACAAUGACUAUCAGGUGGCCAUACGGGCGUCCUUCCUUGGCUUCACCAUGGCCGUGAGUGUGCUGGUCAUUUGCUUUGCACCCACCGAAUGGCAGCAGUUCGGCGUAUAUGGAUGCUUUAUGUCUGUCUUCCACUACUCUGAGUUUCUAGUGAUAGCCUUUGCCAAUCCGCGCACACUAAGUCUGGACUCGUUCAUGCUUAACCACUCGGUGCACUAUGGAUUGGCUGCGGCCGCCAGUUGGUUGGAGUUCGCUCUGGAGGUGUAUUUUUUGCCGGAGUUCAAGCGAUUCGGUUACAUUUGGUUGGCGGGCGUUGUCCUGUGCUCGUUCGGAGAGGUUGUGCGCAAGGCGGCCAUCAUCACAGCCGGACGGAGCUUCACCCAUUUGGUCCAGAAUGAGAAACACUCGGACCACAAGCUGAUCACGAACGGCGUUUACGCUUACUGCCGACAUCCAUCGUAUGUCGGUUGGUUCUGGUGGUCCAUUGGCACCCAAAUCGUGCUGCUGAAUCCGAUUUGCAUCUGCAUUUACACACUGGUCAGCUGGCUGUUCUUCCACGAUCGCAUUUAUGUCGAGGAGUACUCUCUGCUCAACUUCUUUCAGUCGGACUAUGUGCGCUAUCAGAAACGAGUGCCAACGGGAUUGCCCUUCAUCCGGGGCUAUCUGGUCGAGUAGCAGCCAAACUGCGGUUCAAUGUCACAACAUUGUUUUAUUUUUUAGCUUUAGGUAAACAACGUACAGCCAAAUAAGCACAUUGUAUUUUUGAAAAUAGGUUCUUUCUGAUAUUUUAGCGUGUUUUUUUCAAUUCAUAUAAACUAGUCAAAGCCAAA